Molecule: messenger RNA, 1473 nt
Organism: Aspergillus mulundensis
Lineage: Eukaryota; Fungi; Ascomycota; Eurotiomycetes; Eurotiales; Aspergillaceae
Product: proline dehydrogenase family protein
Exons: 2
Coding region: 1-1473 (490 amino acids)
Cellular component (GO): mitochondrion
Molecular function (GO): proline dehydrogenase activity; FAD binding
Source: RefSeq, a predicted model, not a curated record
AUGUCUCUCUUUACCGCUGGGAAACCAGCCCUCCCCCGCGUCGUCGUCUUGACUCCGACCUCAACCCGCUCCAGACGGAGCAUCUCCAGCUCAACCCUCAACAGCAAACCAAAGACACCGCGAGUCGAAGUCCGCUCCAGCUCAACAACAACCUCUGCAACCCUGCCAGCCAGCGAGAUCAAACCCGCCCCCGAAGCCCUCACAGCAACGCCACCCGCGCUCUCCGUCCUCCCCACGCCCGUCCUCCUGCGCUCCCUGCUCAUCGCCACCAUCUCCUCAAAGCCCUACCUCCUCCUCCCCUCCCUCUCCGCCCUCUCCUUCCUCUGCAAGCCGCGCUCUGGUCCAUUGCUAAAUGUCGACCGCAACCCAAUCCUGCACUCCAUCCUCAAAGCAACCUUCUACAAGCAAUUCUGCGCGGGCGAGACCCACGAUGAAGUGCGCAGGACGGUCCGCCAGCUCUCGGACAUGGGAUUCCAGGGGACGAUCAUGACGUACGCGAAGGAGACCGUGUUCGACGCGAAGACCAAGACGCAGGUGGGACUGGGCAUCGAGGAUGUCAAAGACGGUGCCCAGAACGCCGAGUUCUGCGCGCAGAUCGAGGCGUGGAGGAAGGGGACUGUCGAGACGAUUGAUCUGCUAGGCAAUGAGGACUAUCUCGCGCUAAAACUAACCGGCGCCGGCCCCUCCGUAACAAGCGCCUUCAACACAGGCUCCCUCCCACCGCCCCAAAUGCUGUCCGCCCUCGACGAAAUCGCCUCCAAAUGCGCCGCGCGCGGCGUGCGCAUCCUCGUCGACGCCGAGUCCCACCAUUUCCUCUCCGGCAUCCUCCGCGUCACCCUCGACCUCAUGCGCAAGUUCAACAAAGACGGCCACGCCCGCAUCUACAACACCUACCAGGCAUACCUCAAAAGCACACCGGCCACCAUCGCCUCGCACCUCCAAGCCGCCAGCGACGAGGGCUUCACGCUGGGUCUGAAGCUCGUGCGGGGCGCGUACAUCGCCUCCGACGAGCGCAGUCUCAUCCACGACACGAAAGCAGACACGGACAAUGCGUAUAAUGGGAUUGCGCAGGGCGCGCUGCGUCAGGAGCUCGGGGCGUUCGGCAAAGACAAGCCCUUCCCGUCUGUGAAUCUUUUCCUUGCAUCCCAUAACAAGGACUCUGUUAUGGGGGCUCAUGCGCUGCACCAGCAGCGGGUGAAAGAUAACCUGCCCACCGUGCCUGUGGGGUUUGGGCAGCUGCAUGGGAUGAGCGACGAGGUGAGCUUUAGUCUGCUUGCGUUGAAGAGUGAGGAUAAGGGGGAGCCGAAGGUCUACAAGUGUUCGACUUGGGGUGGGCUCGGCGAGUGUUUGGCUUAUUUGUUGCGGAGGGCGAUUGAGAAUCGGGAUGCGGUUGGGCGGACUGGGGAUGAGUUUCGGGCGUUGAAGGGGGAGGUUGCGAGGAGGGUUAGGGGGGUUUUGGGGCUUAGGAGGUAG